AUGGUGAAGGAAUGUCGCUUCCGUGUUAUCGAUGGCCCUUGGUAUCCUGACUCUUGUCCCGUCUGGGAUGGCGUUUCGCAACUAAAGACCGCGCCACCUUCAUUUGAGAGGGGGCAUUUCAAGAAGGUUAUGUUCGCUUUUACGAGUGGCCAACUCAGUUCAUAUCAACAACAGUCCGUCGGUUAUUGGUUACCCUCAAUUCCUGUGCAAAGCAACACAUGGAUACGGACGGACCAUCAUCUACACGCUACUACUUGCGCCUACACACGAAGAGCAAUAGACAGUGGGUUGACUUGCGCCCGUACACCGGGCUCGCGACGCACGAGGUCAAAAAGUUAG
This is a messenger RNA of Marasmius oreades (fairy-ring Marasmius), 339 nucleotides long. RefSeq lists its product as uncharacterized. Bases 1 to 339 code for a protein of 112 amino acids. The record is from RefSeq and is a predicted model, not a curated record. Lineage: Eukaryota; Fungi; Basidiomycota; Agaricomycetes; Agaricales; Marasmiaceae. The transcript has 5 exons.